GUGAAGUAACUUCGCUGUUUACAACUUUACAAGCUGUUGUCUGUAACUGUUAAACAAUCUUCCAAAUGUAAUUUCUCGCUGGCUAACAAGCUCCGAUCUCAUUAAUUACAGGCAUGUCACCACACCGAAGGAAGGAGAACCACAUACCAUUGUAGGAACCAUGCCACAAAGCAUCGGUCCUGAUAAGCCAUGGGGGUGUCAGCGACGUCGACACGCUAUGGCAAGGCGCGCCUGCCGCUCCCAGCCUUGGUGCGGCAGAUUAAAACAGUGCAAAGAGAAGCGUCGCGGUGCCGACACGCUGUCUACGCGAUGGUGCGCGACGUUACCACGAACGUGCUCAUAAAAAGCUGCCGCAGCCACCAACGACCAUGAAAGUUGGCUUGCUGUAAAAUCCCCAAAGGCUCCGUGCAAGAAUCAAAUUUGUCACCACCGAAAAAAAUGGAGUGACUUAAGUCAGAAAAGUAAUUACAUCUAAAUUGUGUGACAGAUCAAUCCAAUAUAGCUGCUCCUCCAUCGUCUCCUGUCACGUCUUUCACCUCCGCCCAAAAUCCGCCUUUAAUUACCGCAGUGCUCUCAAGGUAAUUCGAUCGAAAUGUACGAGCCCGUGACUGACCGCUGUGUUACCACAAUCAUUAGUCCAAAAUACGCAAACCACCACUCUUUCGAUGAAGACUUCAAAAGCAAUGACUUGGUGCCGCCGGAGAAACCACCGAGGAAAAAUAAAAUGAACAAGCAAUGCAAGCAAGAGUCCAAUGAGGAAACAAAAAGUUGUAAUAAUAAGAUGAAAACCGGAAAUGGCGACACAUGCAUCGACAUAGACCACGUCAAUCUGGAAGCUAACAAUUACAAGAACAAAUAUACCAACGCCUCCGUCCAGACUUCCCCCCUCAUUCCGUAUAGACUCAGGUUUUGGCCCAGGAGCACAUGUGACCUCAAGUGUGACCCGAAUGAAAGCAGUUGCUGCACGAAGGUGCGACUCACGUGCUGCUGCAGGAUCCUCAGCCAGUGGGUUUUGUCCCAGGUUGGGCUCACCAUGGUUGUGAUCUCCUGGGCCUUAUUGGGAGCCUACGCAUUCUACAAAACCGAAGGACCGAGAGAACUCGCACAAUCGGAGAAUCUAGCCAAAUUACAAAAUAAUCUUUCCAUAAGUUUAGCCAAUGAGUUACGUCGCACGGAAGGAGAACAAGAGUGGAAAAGCACAAUCGACAAGUAUCUUGAGCAGCACGAAAUUAAUCUUCUGGAUGCGGUGAGCGCGGGAUUUGGGGAGGGUGGAGGCGGCAGCAUCUGGACCUACCCAGGGUGCAUCCUUUUUGCCGUUUCCCUGUUAACGACACUAGGUUUCGGCGCUCCAGUCCCCAGAACCCCGCUCGGUCGCGGCGCAGCGGUCCUCUUCUCCGCCAUCGGCAUUCCGCUGCACUUCCUCCUCAUCCUCAACAUGGGCAAUCUAGGCGCAGUCAGACUCCAACAACUCGCCUUCGGAAGUUCCUCCACAGACAUACCUACCUCGCCGCGCCCCAAAUGGCUAAAAUGGUUUCCUUUCGCUUCGAUCGCUUUUUAUUACCUGAUGGGUGUCAUCCUAUUCGGUUUCGUGAGGCAAAGGUGUGCCGUGGACAGUUUCAUGUUUCCAUUAGAUUUCACCGCGGCCGGUGGCGUGGCCACCACCUACGGCCACGUUCGAAUACUGUACGCUCUGUACCUAGAAUGCGCCGUGACGCUGGCGGCGCUGGUACUCUCGUUAACACAGGCUUCCGCGACCAGGGGUAUCGUAGACAUAGGGCUGAGACUAGGCCUGCUGACGAACACUUGAGCUGUGUAGGAAGUGCCUUAGUUAUUUGCGCUGCACAUUUGGUUUGCUGAAGUCAAUCGAUUAUACAUAUCACGGCGCCGUAAUUCGACAGCUAUUUGAUUCCCCACCAAAGACAAUAAAAAAAGAAUUCGUUGGCCCAACCGGCCGAGGCUUUAACCAUAACACACAAAGUUUAUGGCGAGCAUAAGAAUUUAUAAGGGUGCGUCAGAGCGAUAGACAUGAGGAAACGAAUGGUAUUCUGGGUUAAUUGGCUAUACAUUUAUUUGUUUUAUUGGGGCAUACUUCACAAAGAUACCAACACAUAGACGGUUCAAUGCAAUCAAUUAAGUAUCACAUAAUUUUAAAAAAAUACAAGGUAUAUUGUUACCGGUAUGGCUCGGCUAGCCUUAGGAGAAGCAACUAGGCAGAGUCUACCCAAGUGAUUCUAGAUACUUCACAAAGUCAAUUAAGUAUGUCCCAUUUUAUCACUAAAGUGCUUUUAAAUGAUCAAAAAAUACACGCAAUAUCAUUUAUAUAAGGGUAAAAAAGGUCUAAAAUGAGAUCCCUGGAAGUUCAUCAACAUCGCAAACGCUUUAAUGGGUAUACUAGCCGUGUUAAAAUUAUAACAUUUAAUAAUAAUAAUAAUAAAAAGAAGAACCUAAAAUCACUUGCCUACCCCAAGACAAAACACGACCAAUCGCCACUAACGAAACGGAUCACCCAGCAAUCGACUUUUACAAAAAAAAUAAUGUCGUUAAUCAUUUUACUUCAAUUUAUACGUAUUUUUGAAAAACUUGGAUUAAAAAAUCCACUCUUUAUUUCAUUAUAUAUACUUAACUGAAGUCUACUUGAAAUGAAACAAAGAUGCGUUUACAAAAUAAAUAAAAAACAAUCAUACACAUGCGCAAAUUUUGGAAACAUUUUUAAUGAAGACGAUAUACAUCCACUAUCACUUCCAUCGACCCAAUCAUCUCCGAAAGAACACAUCCUUGAGGAGAAGCUUUCUAUACUAGAACUGCCGAACAGAUGCGCUAACAUAAAGAACGAACCUAGUAUUGCUAUUGGUUAGACGAAGCCUCAUAGAUUCAACUCGACGAUUCUAGUAUAGUAAACUAGUAGUGGUGGUAUUAAUAAAUCUUUAUACAAUGUAAAUAUAAAUGUAUGUAUGUACACAGGUUAAUGCCUCUAUCUUUUUUCACCACUAUGCUCUAUAGAAAACCAUUAGUACAGAGAGUUUUAAAGUUACACAUUGUGUAAAAUUUUAGACCUAAUUUUCGUGCAUGUCAUAAUUAAGAGAUAUUACAUAAGGGCCUACAAAACAAUAUUUCAAAUACUACAUGUAAAAAUGUUUCCAUGAAAACCUAUUUGUAAUCGACAUGAGGUAACUGAAUUAAAUUUUGCUAAUGUAGUAUUACAAAAAAAAAAAAUACUGAUAAAUUUUAGCGGCGUAAAACCGGCUUGAAACGGCUGAUGCUAGAUGCGCGCGCAGCCCACAAUGCCGCGUAAUUUUAAAUAUCUUGCUUAAAUAUUUUGCAUUUCUAGAAUAACAGUUGUGAAUAAAGAUAGUUGCAUCAUCCUGUACUACACUAAAAAAUUAUGAUUAAGUACAUGACAAUGACUACCACUCCACUACGUAAGUUUUACAAUAACAACGUGAAUAUAUGUAAUUUUCGAAUGAGGAAAGAACUUUUAAGUCUCUCAGAACAUGGAUAAAUGUUACAUUUCAGUCAUAUUAUCGUAUUUCAUUAAUUUAAACAUACAUAUGUACAUACAUAUACCAGCUUUACUGCAAUAACUUACCUUGAAAGCCUAUUUAGUAUCACAUUUAGGCUCAAAAUUAAGAGAAACAAUAGUUUGAAGUUAAAUUUAAUAGCAAUGUUGUGACACAUUUCAUUAAAUCGAACAGAAAACUUACCAAGAUAGCACUCAAUCACUGUUAACGUGUGUUUACAAAAAUAAUUUUAAAAUUCGCACGAAUGAAAUAUUAAAAACUAGUAACGUGUUCAUUGGCUUAAAUCAAAAAUGUCAUUUGCAGAACAAAAACUAUUUAUUCUCCUUUAAUUAGUAAUGCCGUAAAGUGUAUAUUACAAGCUACACUUUGAACAAUCAAGGUUCUUCUGGACCUCAGUAGCGUGAACGUUUUAUUCACAAAAUCAAAGAUAAUCGAAAAAAUCGAUACAAGAUUUUAUUCUAGACACUUGCAAGCGUUAAUUUUACUAUCGCAUAGACUUCGUAAUUACUGCCACAAUGUGUCAUCUACGUGCUGAGCACGUACUCGGUAUCUUAAAUAUUUCAACUUCCACAGCGCAUUGAAUAGGUAGAAAGCCCUGUGCAGAUUCCUUUAAAACACCGAAUUUUUAGUCUUCCGAGUUAUAAUUCCAAUAGAAAACAAUGCAGUGUGCUCACCUUCCGUUUUUCCUAGUUUAGGGCUUGCGAGAAAUCUUAGUUCACAUUUCAGACAACUUAACACCGCUAAUCCGAAAAACUACUUUAUAAUUUGGGGAAUAUUUAAAAAACCGCUGAUAAAACCCAACUGUGAUUCUCAGAUAGCAUCGCGCUGAUGCAGCCUUAAAACGCAGGACUGCCUUAUAUGCGAUAGUUACUGAAAAGCGAAAUAGAAUCUAGUCAUUUUAUUGUUUUUAAACAGUACAUAUUAACAACUUUAAAAAAACUAGUUCACAAAAAUUACGGCAUUUUAUUUCGUUUCGCUUCUUCAUUGUCACUAUGAUCUUCAUUUUCAUUUUUUACUUUAACGUUUCUAUUAUCUACAACUUCCCUAGUAGUAUUUUGUGAGUCAGGUUCUGUGGCGGUUUCUACGUUCUUACCUUGUAGCACUAACCUAAGGGCUUCUAAAAGUUCUUGUUUGUCUUUGGACACGAAAAUUUUGCUACCUAUAAAGAUAAAAGAAAUUAUUAAUGUUAAAUGAAAGAUAAAUUAUUUAUUGUAUAGUCUAUUUAUUUAGUAACUUAACUGUUAUAUACAUAAAAUAAAAAAUUCAACUAUU
Molecule: messenger RNA, 4790 nt
Organism: Zophobas morio
Lineage: Eukaryota; Metazoa; Arthropoda; Insecta; Coleoptera; Tenebrionidae
Exons: 6
Coding region: 593-1807 (404 amino acids)
Biological process (GO): stabilization of membrane potential; potassium ion transmembrane transport
Cellular component (GO): plasma membrane
Molecular function (GO): potassium ion leak channel activity; outward rectifier potassium channel activity
Source: RefSeq, a predicted model, not a curated record